This is a messenger RNA of Porites lobata, 21909 nucleotides long. NCBI's taxonomy places the organism in Eukaryota, Metazoa, Cnidaria, Anthozoa, Scleractinia, Poritidae. The record is from the annotation of a GenBank genome assembly.
AUGGCACAGCAUCAAGAACGUAAAAGAAAAGAAACUCCUUCUUGUUGGGCAGGAAGACGUCAUGUCCCUCCUCCUCUUAGUAUCAAAGUACCUAAAAUGAAAAAUCUUUCUAAAAAGUCAAAACCUUGGAGUGAUGUUCAGCUCCCAGUUGACAUUCUUUUGUUGACAGUGGAGGAUUGUGAGUUCUUGGCAUGCUGUGCGUACUUAAAUAAUCCCAUUAAAAGCUACCACAAUAACCUUGGAUAUGUGUACUUUGGUACCAUUGGUGAAAGUGGAGAGGAGGCGCUGAAAGUUGCUCUGAUGAGAUGUUAUAAAGGUUCUUCUGGUCCAGGUGGCUCUCUAGUCACUGUCAAGAAUGCAGUUGCUCAGUUGAGACCCAAGGCUGUUUUUAUAGUUGGCUGCUGCAGGGGUUUGAACCCCCAAGACACAAAGCUGGGGGAUGUAGUGGUAUCCUCUAAGCUUAUAACUGAAGAAUUCUCAACCCCAGUAAAAAAGAAUAUUGGCAACCUUAUCUUGUUUUCAUCUGGAGGAUGGGAUCCACCAACAACAGCUGAAGAAGAAGUAAAAGUGCAUUCUGACAGCGAAAUAUUCGGUGGCAUAAAUGACCCAGUCAGUGCUAAAAAAUGCCGUAUGAAUGCAGCUGAAAAGGAAGGGGAAGGUAACAUUUUUUGUUACUUAUUCAUUUUAUCUCAUUAAAUAAUUAUUAAUCUAUUCAGGCACAACUGUAUUUUCCAGCCACAUACUGCAGGUCUUCAUUAGAUGAUAGUGUCAAAGACCUGCAUGCAGUGAAAACAUCAUGAUCAAGAUCUAAGUGACAUUAUGGUGAAACAAAUAAAAUCCUUUAUAAUUUUGCACACAUUAACCAUGAUGUACAAUAUCUUUCAUGACAUGAACAAUAAUAUUUUUGUAGCAUUAUUAUGUGUUCUGUUUUUUUUUUUGUUUCUCGUAUUUAAACAUGUAGGACUGUUUGCUGCAGCCCAUGAAGUGAAUAUUGAAUGGGUGAUUGUUAAAGGGAUAUCACAUUUUUCUGAUGAUAGCAACACUCCUAAUGAGUCCUGGAAGUCAUUUGCUUCCAUCAUGGCAGCUUCUCUUGUGUCCAACAUGUUAAGUGAUCCAGUUGUUUUUAAAGAAUGGCCUCACUAUGAAGGUAUGUAACCUCCUUUUCCUGUUUGUUUAUUAAUAUUGAAUUUUCUGCUGAGAUAUAUUUAUGUAUCUAUUAUAAAAAAAAGUUAAGUUUUAGUUAAAGAGGUUAUAAGAUACAUGGACUACCACAAAUUCUACAAUAAUAUAGAAGAUGCUGUUUUAAAAUUCUUUAACACUGCUAGCCUCUACUUCUCCUUCACUCUCUGAAAAACUGUUAGAAGAUAAAAAAGAUGCACCAUGUUAUUGACUGACAAGAAGAUAAAAGAUAAAAGUCUGUUUUGCUUACAAAAAUUAAAGAACAGGACAGUUAAACUAUUUUGUUUUCUUUGUAGAUGUGUCAGCAAACAAGGAUUCCACAACCUUACCAGGUAUGACUCUGUCCAAGUAAAGUUAUGAGGAAUUCUAGUAAACUGAAGUAUUUAUUUGUCAAUACAUUUAUAGUACAAUUAAACCACCUCUUUUCAUCUUUGCACAGUCUGUACAAUAGUAACAAUUCUCUUACUUUUGUUGAGAAGUAAUGACCAGUAUAUUUGAAGCCUUUCACCUCUCGUCUACCAAAUCUUAUAAUAGUAUCUGAAUGUCACUCCUUUUAAUUACCUUAAAAACAACUUGACUCCUUCGUUGUAUCUCAAAUCUAAAACCCCUCCACCCCCCACCGCCCCCACCCCUUCCCUUAAGCAGUAGAUAAAUCCAUUGUGUAGUUCCAGAAAAUAUCCACAUCUUCCCUUGCGGGGGGAUUCUUUCUAAGAGCCCUUUGCCCUACUAAAAGUUCUUUGACCCCAGGAAUUUCCAAUUCCUUCUGUGGAGGCUGUGGAGAGAGUAUGGAGAUAUUCUGCAGCUACACAUUUUGCUAAUUAUACUGCCAAAUCAAAUUGAGUGUUCAAAACUCAAAACAUGUUUUUAAGGAUAUUAAAAAAUGUUGUCUUUUUUCUUAAAUAACCACCAAAUCAUUAGGACCAUUCCAACAAUGACGUCUUUGUUUUGUGAUUUUUCCCCAAGUAUUUUUGCAGCCUUUACCAAUAUAUAUAUACUCUGAGUUGAUUGAUAUCUAUUCACUUGACUCAAGACCACUUUGAGGCCAAUUUCUCACUAUAACUAUCUAGCACCCAGUGAAUACGAACUUGAUCUGCCGGAGCCCUGAAAUCACAGGUUCUUAUACACUGUAUGCAGGUUUUUGCUGUAUCAGAUUCUAGGCCAGUAAGUUCUACUUCAUGCUUGCUACUGCACAGCAUUUAAACCUAUUCAUUGCUGAAAGGAAUCUCCUCAUGAGAAUAUGAAAUCCUUCCUUGACAUCUCUGUAACUUACACAUCAUCUUUACAACUGUGGCAUACAUGAUAGUUCUUAACUUAGCCUGUGAAAACAUCCGUUUCUCCUCACUCUUCGCCGCUGAAGACGUUUCGCGCGCGAAACGUCCCCAGCAGUGAAGAGCGAGGAAAAACAGAUGUUUUCGCAGGCUAUCCUUAACUAUGCAUCUUUUACUUUGUAUUAAGAUGGAAUCCUUUGGUAAAUUGAGUAAUUUUUUAUUUUCAGUGGACAAAAACCUUGUACAAGAAUAAUUUCAAUCGUUGCAUUCUUUUUGUAAUGUAAUGUAUUAAGUUAUAUGAAAUAACUCCAAAGAAACAGUUCUUAUGGGAGCCGGGAAAAACAAACUUUAAAAGCUUCAAAUUUCAUAAAACAGGGCUCAAAAUUAAAAAAAUCCUCAGGUUGACUUCUGGUGACCAACUGGAGAAAUAUAAGUGCCACAUGCAAAUUUUUAGUCGCCAGUUUGUAUAAUGUAAAUGACGCACGCAACUCAUAGUAUGGUGCAAUCUAUCAGAUUUGAUUGUUUGAAAAUAUCACGGACAGAAGUCAGUAUAAAUUUGGAGGUAAACUGACUUUGUGUAUGUGAUUUGGCACAUUUUUUAUGACGAAAGCAAAGCAAGGUAAGAUGAAAUGUUUGUUUUAACUUUAAUCUUUUACUUUAAAUCUAAAUCAAAGAGAAAUCUGUUUGCUAAAGUGCCGACUAAACCAGAAUUUUUAGUUGCCAAGAAGAAAAUGUUAGUCACAUUGGCGACCAUUUUAGUCGCAAUUUUGAGCUCAGCUAAGGCUGCAUUCAUUAUGUAUACUGUGGGGGGCAGGGGGGCAGAGGAUAUUUUUUAAAUGGGGAAAAUUUUUAAAGAUCUCCUCCAUAUCAUACACAAUUUUUUACAACCCCCCCUCUUGACCAAAAGAAAAAAUUGGCACCCCCCCCUCCCCGCCCCACCCAGUCUUGACAAGGACAGAAGAGGAUAUAAAGGUACAAGCACUCUACUUUUUUGAGGCCCAAAUUCCAUCUCAAAGCACUUCGGCAACAGAGGGAACUGACUAUCAGUGGGUAUACUCUUCAACAUCUAUUGUGCUAUUCAUUAUUUAGAGAAGCAAAGUGUUUUGAUGUGGAUGUUGAUGAUGUUAAAUAACAUUCGUCACCACUGACACAUUUUUCAAGUUGUGUAUGCUAUUUGAGCCACCAAGCACUUUAAGACAUUCAAAUGUUAUUUGUUUGCAAAGGAAUACUAAUAUGAUAAAAUACUUUGUAUGGUUGUUAUGUUAGUUUGUAGAGCUCGGUUUCAGUCCAUUUAUUAGUCUUGAUUUCAGUGGCAAUUGCUAACUGACACAGAAAUAUUGGCAAUUUUCCAGUUAAAGAAAGAUUGAACUUAUUUCAUUGAAAUUUUGUACUUGUAAAUGUGUUGACUUAAAGGCAAUAUUAGCUUUAAAAUAAAAACACUUGACUUUGAUAUUAAUAAUGAAAGUCCUGUAAAGUGUGUAUUUAUAAAGCAAAUAAGCUAGCAAACUGUCUUCAAGCAUAGAGUUAUUAAGAUGGCCUUCUUUUAGCAAAAACAUCCACAAAAUAAUGCUUGCUUUUUUAAUAAGUGGAGACAAAAAAUUUAGCACCCUCCCCCCACCUUCAUCUGUCAAAAAAUCCUGUUCUCCCCUUGCAGUAAACAUAAUGAAUGCAGCCUAAAGAAUCUUAUGCAUGACGAUUUUGCCUGUGUUUUUUCAAUUUCCUGUGAAAUUUGAAAUUAGUUUUCUCGGGCUCCCUAAGGAUCUUUUCUUUGGAGUUAUUUCAUAUAACUUAUUACAUUUAUAGCCCUUGAAAAGUGUACAAAAGAAUGCGAUAUGACUUAAUUUAUUCUGGCUCAUGUACAAGGUUUCUCUCCACUACAAGUUAAAAUUACCCAAUUUCCUAAUGGGUUCCAUCUUAAUUUUCUGGGGUUAUUUUUUUUUUUGCAAAAGUUCUCUUAUGCAUCAGUGGUUAAGAAAUAACGUGUGGUUUUGUGUGGCCCAUAUCAUCAGCCUUCUUACAUCUUAAUGUAAAAGGUUCUUAUAUUCUCCCUUCCCCCACUUUCAUUAUUAAUGAAAUGUUUUGUUGCAUAAUGCUCAGUCGAUAGUUAAAUGGUUUCUUAAGGCUGCCCAAACUUCAAAGUGAAGAAACCCUGGAAUGUGCAUUUUUUUAAAAAGUAUUUAUUUUUAUCUGAUCAUAUUUGCAAGGUGGCUGCUUUUUAAUAUCCCUGUCUUAGAUUUGGUGUCAUAACAAAGAAAUUGUUUAAGACUUGUUGAAAAAUUCUUGCUGACAGAUUCUGUAUGCCUCGAAGAGUGCCAGAAAAAGCUGCGAUCCCUUUAUGAAACCAAAAACAGAGUCAAAAUUGUUCCAUGGGAACAAACCUCUGCUGUUGAUAUUAACAAGAUAUACACAGACGUGUCCUGGGUUAUGGAUCACAGGACACCCAGGGGAGUGACAAAAGAAGCGCUUAACCACUACACUGAGAUUUUUGUCCGCAGAGAACCUUAUCCUGCACCAAAGCGGAUUUUGGUUUAUGGUCAGCCAGGUAAGUGAGGAAGUAAAGUAAGCUGGCAUGCAGGGUCUUUAUUUAAGUGAAGAGUGACCACAUGAUAGCUGCCAAAGCUAACAAAUGAGUGGCCCUCAUUACACAAAAACAAGAAAAAUGGUAACCAGCAAAAUAAAUCCAUACAUGAUUUUGGAGAACACAGUCUGUAUUAAGCUUGUGUCAUGUACAGGCUUUUUGAGUGUUUUGCCAAAAUCCCAAUUUAAGUGGGUUAAUUUAUUAUAAUUGUUGCCGAAAACAAUGGAAAGUUUUUUCCUUUUGCUUUAGUGGAUAAAUUAAACUGAAAGAGGAAACAAAGUUUUUCUGUUUUCUAUGAGUCUACCAGUUAAAUUUAAAACAAUUUAUCUGGUUAUAGAGCAAUCAGAAUGUGUGUAGGCUUCAGUAUUUAUGUAUUAUUAUUAUAUAAACACCAAUGAAAUACCAAGUGAGCUUUCGCGCGAAAACUUGACAUCUUCAGGUGUGAAAAUAACAUGUUAUCUUCACACGUGGGAAGAUGAGAGACCCUGGGAGCGAGGUUGACGUGAAAAUAUCACUGUUGCUAUGGCUUCAUAAUAAACCGCACCUUUCAGACCGAAAAACGCUUUGGUACUUCAUUGGUGUUUAUAUAAUAAAUAGAACAUUACAUGGUCACUUGGAGAUACCAAAUUUCUCUUCUUGUGUUAAAAAAAAAAUAUUUCACUCGUUUGCUGCGCUCACUCGUGACAUAUUUUUCAACACUCGAAGGGAAAUUUCGUGUCUCCGUGUGGCCAUGUAAUAUCCUCUAUUUAUGUUGUGGCUCAAUUUUAUCUGUAAGUUUCAUUUUCUAAAAUGUACAAUCAAAAACUAACAAAUAAAAAUAAAAAUUCAUCCAAGGAAAAAUUAAACUACACCCUUUACUAUAUUGUUCAGAGUCAGUUUGAUGUCAGUAAUUAUUACACUGCUCACAAGCCGCAGGUGAGAGUUUGCUGUCACUAACUGCAGAUUUUACUGAUACAACACUGCCAUGGAAAUUACAUAUUGUGCAUCCAAAUAUUCUUUUUUUGCGAGUUACUUAAGCCUGAGUUGAAUCAAAGAUAGAGUCGCAUAUUCAGUGACUCAUUAAAAAUUCGUUUCUUGUGUCCUUUUCUUUCAUGUUUAUCUUCAUAUUUACGAGUAAUUUUAAACUACUCAUUAAAGACCUUUCUUUUUGAAAUAAAAUACGCUGUAGUUCCAUUGUAUUGUUACUAUAAAUUAAAUUUUCCUUUGUUACAAACCCACUUAUCACAUUACUAUGCACUCAAAAGCAAUGGAGGAGAAAAUCUGAGAUACUGUGAAUAUAAAAGUGACACCAACAGCGAUGAAUAUAACUAUAAUCUUGUAAUGAUAAUAAGAUUGCAGUUCUUUAUACAAAGCUAAGAAUUCCAAAAUCUAUGCUCCCUUUUGAAGGCAAAAAACAAUCUUUUUGGAUUAACUUAGGUGAAACCAAAUUAAAGACCCUCCAUGAAAAACAGACAAUAUAAGGCCAUCCCCAUAAAAUGUUUCGUUUCCCAUCACCCUCCCUCUCGUGAAGGUGGGUCGGUCGGUCGGCCAAAAAAAAAAAAGAAUGAACACAUGAUUGCAUAUUAAAUCUCACGUUUAGUCUGCAAGAUAUAAUCAGAUGGUAAAAGAUGUAUAUUAACAGGACUAUCAAAUGUCUAAAAAGGCUACAAAAACGAAGUAUCGAUGAUAAUUUAAGACAAAUGGUGUUAAUAAGACAAGAUCGUGUGCUUAUAAAUUAAAGUACUUGCUUCUUUACUAGUGAUUCUGGAAUUUUUAUUUUUUAUUUUUUACUUAAAUCCAAAAAAAUGGGUCGGUCAGGCGAUGGGAAACGAAACAUUUUAUGGGGAUGGCCUAAGCGCAUUUUAACCCAUUCGCUCCUGGAGAUUUUGCCGAAAAACGCGUUUUGAAGCUAGUCGAGUGGUUUUUUGGUCACUGUCGUGCUAUAAAGAGCUAAAACUUACCACAAACCGGUUUACAGGUCGUACACUUGGCGGCCUUCUGAUCCAGAUGCAAAAUAUCAGCUUGCGAAGUUCGGGCAUGCGCAGAAAGCAAAAUUUCGAGACAGUUUUUGGGUUUAAAAGUGACACAGCAGUCUUGACUUUUACUUUUCGCUUUCUCUCCUCCCUUCUUUUUUCGCUUUUCUUGCCUCAUUUUUUUUUCUCUUGCUGGGCAUUUAGUAGGCUUCAUUUUGGUGGAAAGAGUUUUUAGGAAAGUUUUUAGGAUCUUAGGAUUAGGUGAAAGGAAAGGAAGGUGGGUAAUGGAACAAGAUUUUCAUGGAGAUUUUCAGGUCCUUGUCACGUGUUUUUUUGCUUCUUUCUCCGGUGUCCUUGACUGAAUUGUGCUCAUUCUGGUAUGGUUUGAAAGAUCUCUUCACUCUGCACAAGUAGCGAAGAAAGUUGUCCUUGACCGUUAGAACUGAUGACGUCACAAAGGGUAGAAAGGACCUGGAUCGGCACGGGCGGUUACGGGCGGUUCAGGGGCGAAUGGGUUAAAGAAAAAGUUAAAAAAUUCAGAAAAUUUCGUUGAAUAAUUUGACACUUCUGUCAAAAGUCUUCUUAAAACUGUGGAAAGUUUAAAUAGUUUAGAUUCAAGAAGUCCUCACAAUUUAGUUCAUGUUGCCUCCUAGGUAUCGGCAAGACUGUUUUUACGCAGAAAGUCACUUUCGACUGGUGCCAGCAGAAAUUUCCACAAACAUUAGGAGCGUUUGAUCUUGUCCUUCUGGUAAGAUUACGAGACGUUUGUGAUCUCCGAGAUGUUCCGUCUAUUUUGGCGGCUUCCAGAGCGCUGGCUAGUGAUGGCACAGUUUCUGUCGACAACCUGUAUAACUACGUUCGUCGCCAUCAAGAAAAAGUCUUGCUUAUCUUGGAUGGUUACGAUGAGUAUGUUUACACUGCUGGAAACCAAUCGCCUGUCCUUGAAAUCUGGAAUGAAAACCAGUUAAGCAAUUGCUGUGUUGUAAUAACUUCAAGGGAAAUGAAAGCUGAGACGUUGAGAAGUUCUGGUGAUGCUGUUUUCAAGAUAGACGGCUUCAAUGAUUGGCGCCAAGAAGAGUUCGCUGGUAGAUUUUUAAAAGAUGAUGAAGAUGUUGAAAAGUUUUUCAACUACCUGGAGCAGCAAGACCUAAGAAAACUAGCACAAAUUCCUCUUCUUCUUCUGAUUAUGUGUCUACUCUGGAAGGGGAAAGAUCGCAACGCGCUGCCAAAGAAACGCGCAGAUAUCUUCCCUCAGUUGGUGAAGACUUUGUUUCACCACAUGGGUGAAAAACAGUUUGCUGAAUCGGUGUUUAACAUUGAGGAUUACUCGGAAGAAUUAUAUGCAUUAGGGCGCUCGGCCUUUGAAGCUCUCAUCAACGAUUGCCUGUAUAUCCCGAGAAGUGAAUUACCUAACUACGAUCUGAUCAAGAGGUUGAUUGAAGUGGGCCUUUUUCAAGUUUUAAAUAUGUCAAGUUUGAAUCCUGAAAAAGGUGUCUAUUUCAUUCAUAAAUGCGUACAAGAAUACUUCGCGGGAUGUUUUCUGAAAGAGGAGCUGAUAUUAUCUAAAAAGGAUGAAAUUACAAAUUCCCUGUCAAAGCUGGACUCGGUUGAAAAGAUCCUCAAAAUGAAUGAAGUGAUAAAAUUUGCUGGUGAGCUGUCAGAACAAGCCGCGCGCGAGAUUGUGAUUCACUUGAUGAAAAUGGCGGCGAACGAAGAAGAACUGACGAAGUACACCUUCGACAGCAAAGCACCGUCAGGGGAGGAUUUUUCAGAAGACCAAAGAAAUUUUCUAUUACUCUCCACAGAGUUGUUUUUCUACUGUUCAGCUAAGACAAAAAGAAACCUCUUUCCUACAUUUCUCUCCUCUUUCAGAGGAGUUCUUUUAAUUGAAGCAGACCAGCUAAAUGAUCUUGUGAAAGAAAAGUUAGUUAAAACUACUGUAAACGUAAAUUACGUUUUUUUCACUCGGGGCAAGUAUACAGAGCAAGACUAUAAAAACUUAACAAUUUUAUCUGAACAAUUAAACGCUGUCAUUGUAAGUUGUUUAGGAGAAAAGAAAGCAUCAGAAUUUUUAAGCAACUUAACAUGGUGUCCAGUUGAUGAAUUUUUCCUAAAGAAAGAAGAAAACAACACUCACCUGUAUUUUACACAAAUUAGUAGAGAUAGAUCCGGUUUUCGUGCUCAUGAUAUAAUAAAGGCGCUAAUAAGUAAACAAGAGACAACAACAAAGAAGACAAACAUGAAUGGUGAUGAGUCAAGUGAAGAAAGCAGCAGCAGCUGUUGUUCAAAGCGUCAUGGUCUCUCCAGGGUUCGGAGGAUUGUAGCUGUUGGUGUGAACAGGUCAGAUGUGGAACAGCUAAUUGAGAUGAUGCCGUUUAUCACCGCUCCACACGUGAUACGGGUUUGGGCUAAACCCGGUGAAGUGUUUGAUGCUGAGGUAACAGAGUCUCUACUGAGGAGCAUCCCAACAACACACAAACUGAAGCACUUAACACUCCAUCGUAUCAAUGUUACAUCAUCACCUGCUGUGGAGUUCAUUGACAGAGUAUUUAAACAAGAUCUUCCAAACUUGGUGUAUCUCAACAUGUCAUACAAUUCUUUUCUGGGUGCAGGAGUAGACAGCUUGAUUCAACAUCUCAGCUGCGCUCCUCACCUGGAGACACUGGCGCUUGACCGUGUGAAGAUGACUCCACAGCAGGUGAUGAAUCUCUCAUCAGCCAUCAAGCAGAACGGAAACAUCACUGAUCUGGAGUCAGACUACCACGUAAGUUUUCCAGUUUUAUCGCAUUUUGUUUCUUUAUUCUUUGUUUACAGUUUAUCUCUACUUAACUCAGCUCUUGCCUUUCGCCAUUUUCCUUUCUUUGUCAUUUUUAUUCUCGACAAAACACGAAAUUUACUUUUGAAAUCAAAUCACAAACUUUAGCAGAUUCAAAGUAUCGUUUCAAAUUCAUUCCUUUCAAUUGAUUAAACUAAAUUCAAAACAAUGUUUUAACCGAAAACAAGUAAACUAAUCUGAAGGUGUCUGCACUGUGCAAAAUAAUGGAUCAGAGAGCAGAUAUGAAAUUUCUCUUCGAGUCUGGUUCAACUCGAUGUGAGCUCACUUAUAACAAACACUGUGCAACAUAACAGAACACAAAAAUUCCACAAUAUUAUAAAUUUCUGAAUCAAUUUUAAUUCACUACUUUUUAUAAAAUGAUGAACAACAAGUAUAAAGUCAAAAUAUGUUCAGUUCAUGUUCAAUUCAAACAAAUAAUUUGCGAAGUAAGAGAAAGAAAGGUUAACUUACAGUUUCACUUUUAUCGCUAAGAUUUCCUAAAAUCAGUCAAACUCAAGAAAAGUUUGUUUGAGAGUCCAGAAAACGAAGAAGUCUUUUUAGAGCCUGGUGUCCUUUUCUUUGAGUGUUCUUGCGUGUCCUUUCAUAAAUGACCUCGAUCGCUCAGUAGCGUAGCUUUUUUUAGAUAACUUUCCACAAAACAGACAAUUCCUCAGAGACACUUUUGUACAAAUUUAACGCCAUACAUUUUUUUGUAGGUAAAAGCACUCCACUAUGGUAUUAACUGUCAAAUUUUGUCGGCGACAUGUUUUUUCAGCUUGACGACAAACACUAUGGCGUUAGCAAAUCCUGCGUCGCUUUGUGUCUUCAAUUGAUAAGUUCUUUUCCUGCUAGCCUCCACAAAUCCUUUGAAAAAUGCUGCAAAUUCCGGAGUAAAUAAGCCGAAUCUUUCUCUCCCUCACGUUUUUACGUUGUUUUCUAAUUCUUUUUUCAAUUCCCGUCCAUCUUGAGCAUUUUUGCGUUGAAUUUUUUCUUUGAAGAACAAACUCAACUAAAGUGAACAACAAACUACGAAAUCAACAAACUGUCAUUCAAAGUAGCGUGAGAGAAGGCUAGUGACGUGGACACAGCUGAUUGGUUAAAUUUAAGCACAUGAAAUAUUUCUGUCAAUCAUGAUAUACCACGUGGUAGCAUUUUCCCGCCUUUUGUUUGCGUGUAGCACCAGCAUUCCCGCCUUCCCACAUUUUUGCAUUUUUCGUUCCGCACCUAUGACCCUGCAUUAGAAAAAGAAAACUACUUUCUGUUCAAAGUGAGUAUUUCUAAAAUACCUUUCGCCACCAAAAAUUACUUUGUCUAACUGAUUGCUCUUGUUUUUCUUGUUUCUAAUUAAGGUGACUCGACCCAGUUUUUUUGGGGGGGUACCAUCCUACUUUGAAGCUCUCUGGUAUCCCCACCUUUACUUUUAUCGUAAGUCUAACACAUAGAAUGGAUAACAUAUAGAUCAAUCUACAAUAUAACAUAAAAUUUUUGGCGAUCGGAGUGAAUGUCACGUGGUUAUAAUGCCACGCCCCUUUGAGGUCUGAGUCGAAAUUCGGCUGUUGCCAGCAUUUUUUUGUGAAAAUCUCUCGGCUACACAUAGUGCGCAUUAGUGCCUUGCGCUGAACAGAGUUUCACCAAAAUCGCAAAGACCCAAUUCGAGAAAUUCAGCGGUUUCCAAAUUUAGGUCAUAAUUUAUGCGAAAAUGAUAAGCAAACUUUACACGGAUUAUAUCUAAUAAACCAAGAGAUUCAUCCCUUUAUUUUGGGCAUCGUUAUAACAGAUGGGUCCUUGCAAGUCAGCAAAACGCUUUAGGGCCUUGUAAAUGCGCGCGAUUUCGAGCAAAGCAAACAUAUAGAAAUUAUAGUUUUCGCUAUUUGUUGACGUUUGUCAGCGUUUGAGAGUCCUUCUCACGAAAAAAGCAUUUUCUUAAAAAUUCGUAGUUUUUUUUCCUUCAAAUUUUUUCAGGGCCACAAUUGAUUAACUAACUACCCGGACUCUGAAUUUCAUGGUCAUUGAAAAACUGUGACAUUAUCUUCUAUAAGCUCAAACUUGAGUAAACAUUGAAGAUUUUUAGCGUUUUGGCUGAGUUUGUGCUUUGGGAGUUGUCUAUUGUUUCUAGUCUGUCAUUAUACAGCAUUCUUGUUCAGCACGCGUGCAACGACCACGCUUGGCUGACUUCCGAAUGCUCACCGAGAUAUUCUCGUCACGAGUUGGUUUAAUUAUUGGCUUGCAUUAAACCUAUGAAAAAAUGAUAUUUUUGUAAUAGUAAGUAGACUUAGUGUGUAGCACUUCUUGAUUUUUUUGCAAAGACACAAGAAACACGAGAAUUGAUUAAAAAUUGUUAGUUAAACCUCUAUGUAUCGCGCGAUGGCCUGUCUCACUGUACCAAAAUUAUAAUAUCUCGGUGAGCAUUCGGAAGUCAGCCAAGCGCGGUCAUUGCACGCGUGCUGAACAAGAAUGCUGUAUCAUGACAGACUAGAAACAAUAGACAACUCCCAAGGCACAAACUCAGCCAAAACGCUAAAAAUCUUCAAUGUUUACUCAAGUUUGAGCUUAUAGAAGAUAAGGUCACAUUUUUUCAAUGACCAUGAAAUUCAGAGUCCGGGUAGUUAGUUAAUCAAUUGUGGCCCUGAAAAAAUUUGAAGGAAAAAAAACUACGAAUUUUUAAGAAAAUGCUUUUUUCGUGAGAUUGACUCUUAAACACCGACAAACGUCAACAAAUAGCGAAAACUAUAAUUUCUAUAUGUUUGCUUUGCUCGAAAUCGCGCGCAUUUACAAGGCCCUAAAGCGUUUUGCUGACUUGCAAGGACCCAUCUGUUAUAAGGAUGCCCAAAAUACAGAGAUGAAUCUCAUAGUCUAUUAGAUAUAAUCCGUGUAAAGUUUGCUUAUCAUUUUCGCAUAAAUUAUGACCUAAAUUUGGAAACCGCUGAAUUUCUCGAAUUGGGUCUUUGCGAUUUUGGUGAAACUCUGUUCAGCGCAAGGCACUUAUGCGCACUAUGUGUAGCCGAGAGAUUUUCACGAAAAAAUGCUGGCAACAGCAGAUUUUGGACUCAGACCUCAAAGGGGCGUGGCAUUAUAACCACGUGACAUUCACUCCGAUCGCCAAAAAUUUUAUGUUAUAUUGUAGAUUGAUCUAUAUGUUAUCCAUUCUAUGUGUUAUACUUACGAUAAAAGUAAAGGUGGGGAUACCAGAGAGCUUCAAAAUAGGAUGGUACCCCCUAAAAAAAACUGGGUUGAGUCACCUUAAAUCAUCAUCGUUGCAAAAAAAAAAAAAAAAAAAAAAAAAAUACCGUAAAAUUCCGAAAAUAAGCCCCGGGGCUUAUAUUUUUCAAAGGCCCUUUUUGAGGGGCUUAUAUACGGAGGGAAAUUUGCGUUUCAAAAUCGAUUGGGCUAGUCUUAUAGUUGGAAGUAAAUUUUUUUAGUUUUUGCUCAUUGUUUUACUUUGUAUUUGAGGGCAAUUUUCCAAGUACAAGCCCCCGGGGGCUUAUAUUUGGAGGGGCGAUUUAACGGAGGGUUUUUUGCGUUACCGGUUUGGGGGGCUUAUAUUUGGAGGGGCUUAUACAUGGAGGGGCUUAUUUUCGGAAUUUUACGGUAUUAGGUUUGGCAGAGAAAAUUGAAGGUCAAUCAUUGAUUAUUAAAAACUGUCUGUCCCCUUUUUAAACUUUUGGGAGUCCACAUGAUCGUGUGUUUCAGACCUUUUUCCCUUCCAUAAUUGAAAAGAAACAACAACAGUUGGAGUUUGCACUGAGUGUAAAGCUAGCCAGGGCAUUUAUUCCACUUAUGUACCGUUACCACCCUCCCCUCCCCCACCCAUUUUGAACCCCCUCUCCAGUGAUCUGAAGGAGUUUUUCAUUCUAUUAUAUUAGAGAAGUGACUCUUUUUUUUUUGUAAUUUGCUUAAGUUUCCGCAGAGACCGCUUGACAAUGAGAUUUGACUGUAUUAAGGCUUUGUUGCUGUACGUUCAUUGCACCCGCGUAGUCUGAACUUGCUGAUAAUGGAGUUUUAAUCUUUAUAUUGUUUCUCGUUUCCUCUGGUCGCCUGAAAACCUUGCAUUUAAUGUUUGUUUCAUGUUUCAGGAGCUCAAUGGCGAUCCUAAGCCUGAACACAAGUGGCAAUCAGAGGACUAUUGGAAACGUUGCUUCGCUCGCCUCUUUCCUGAUUCUUCAUCUGAAUUAGAGGACGAUCUGGAGCAGGUGGGUCAUAGAAAUAAGGUCAAAAGAAGGCAUAGUUUUGACAUGAGUUUUGUUUUUGAAAUUCAUUUCAGUUCACUCCUUGUAGUGUAGUUUUAACCAAUGCUUUGUAUAAGAUUUACUUAACAAAGGUUAUUCUUCAACUUUCACUGAUUGCAAGUGAAGGUCUGUUUCUCUGUUCCUUGAUCAUUGGACAUGUGAAUUGCAGUCAAAGUAAUUAUAACCGGCACUCUCGUUUUGCUCAUCAGCGUAGCCGGUCGUCAGUCCCAACGUCUCUUCCGGCUUAUUUUAUUAGAUUAAAAACUCCUUGUUUGGUUCAAAUUUUCUUCAUGAGGUGUACUACUGAGUUUUCAAGUCUUACUUUAUGAAUUUGAACGUUGUUUUUCUUGAUAUUGAAGAUUUUAUUCACAUUCUAUCAACGAGACACGAACUUAGAUGUUGGGUUUACGUCACGUAGCGUGAGGCUUGCCUGAAAAAUUAAAUUGACUUAAAAGCGUGGCAUUAAUUCUUGUUACAAUUGAUCUGACUAGUCAGUAUAAGAUCACGAAUUUGACCUGGUUUGGGACUGAGAUUCUCUCUCUUUGUGGUCCGUUUUCACAACCGACAGAGCAGAUUCUUUUUACUCGACCAUCUUAUCAGUUCAUCACCUCUUGUUCUCUUCUGCUCUUCUAUGACCUGUACAGAUUCUGGCAGAGACUCACCCCAGUGUUCACGGCUCAUCAUUCUUGGCUCACGAUCCCAACACCGUAGGAACAUUCCCAGUGCCUCCCAAUCCUGCUGGUAAGGUUUCAACUUCCCUAUUUUUGAUUAGCUUUUUGAACAGUUCGCAGCACCAAUGCGGCGUUUUACACAAGUCCAUUGCGUUCAAACGUCAUUUAACUCUCAUCUCAUCUCAUUCAUUAUUGAAUGAACUCAUCAGGAGCGGGAGUGUUACUUGUGGGAUUCUAAUUUCUACCUUUUACUUUCUACAGCCGGUGUAGUUUUAGCGGAAGCUCCGACUCCUGCCGAGCAUGGAUCCAGCCACGGUCAGACAUCCUUCAGUGGAUACCUUCCUCCUCAUGUUGAUCCCCAGCAUCACUCCUCCCCUGAUAUCCACACCCGUCAUCACAACAUCCCGUCCGUCAUCUUUACACCUGAAAGGUCCUGGGGAUAUCCCUACCUCAGUGGAUCUGGUCUGUCUACAGUUACACAGGGCGGGUCCCAUUUGGAAUGUUUGUUCGUUAAUAAGGUAAUGGAUCUGGAUUCGGAGAGCCUUUCUUAAAUGUUAUAAUAUUAAACAGUGGUUAGGAUUUGUCUUGACUGAGACGCCUGCUAGGUAAGAAAGUUGUUGAUAAGUUGAACUUUAAGUCCUUCGCUGUUCUGCAAGAUUUAUUCUGGUGACGAAGGUUUUAAGGAGAUUUGUCAGACAGUAUUCAUCUUCACUAUCAUUCCCCUUGUGAUAACCUGGUACCAGGCUCCAUGGUUGGGGAAAGGGGCGAAUAGAACGGAGCAGAAAAAAUCGACGAGGAAAGCAAGCUGAGCGGGGGACUGGGGAGAAAAAAACGUGGCUGAACGGGGCUGAAAAUUUUUAAGGGAAGACAUUAAAGCAAAACGCUACGGCGGACUCUACCACGGCAAUCGGAAGUAAUUUUGUGAAAAUCAUGGGUAAAUCCUUCUACAUCUGAUGCAGUAGUCUAGCCUAGUAUAAUAGACACCCUGCACCCCUAUUUUCUUAACACGGGAAACUAAGUUAUGGGACGAAACUGCGAAUGCUACGACACUAGGCAUGUCGAGUAAUUAGGGUUUGCGACGUCAACCGCCACCAUGGAAGGUGGGAGGGAGGGGGUGGGGAGCUUCAAGGUCACUUCCACUGAAAUCAGUUGAACUGGCCAGGAGACGGGAAAAUGCAAAGAGAAGGCAGCUUUGCAUCAUGCCACUAGCGCGCAAACUCGACAUGAUGGUAUUUAAAAGAGCUUCUUAUUUCCCGCAUUACAGGAUAAUUACUCACGUAACCCGUGUAGAACAGUUGAACAGUCUUCUUUGAUCUUCAAAGUAAGUUUUUGUUAUGAGAGGUGUUUUGACGUUGUCUUUUGUUUCGUGGCAGGAUGAUUUAUCAGCUGAAUCUGACGAUGAUGAUGUGGAGGUCAGUUAGCGACUUCAGGCACAAUUUGUUACUUUCAUUGAUUGUGUCCAGUUUGUCUUUUCUGUCUUUUAAGGUGGCUCGAUAUAGUUUUUCAAGGUCAAUACCUCCCAAGUUUGAGCGUAAACUACGUCGCCAUAAACAAAGAUUUGGAAAAAUUGACACCACAGUUGUAUUAGAUAAAGAUGAAAAUUUGUUAUGAUCAGGGUUGCAAUGACAUCGGAGUUGUCAUAGCAACGAAAUGACGCCAUUACCUAUUUUGCUUGCAGCAUGAUUUCUCAGCACUGGGAACUGUUCUUCCAAAAUCGUUUACUGGAACUUUUUCCUACAACAGCCGCCUCGAUGUUCGUGAAGUUUAAGCGAAAUCUGUAAGAGCGUUAUCGAGAUAUUUUGGGGACAAGUUUUUAUGGUUAGAAAUACGGUUAAAAAUGGACAAUCUUGAUGUUCGACUGUUAUCUGUACUAAACGAAGUGCUUUUGGCAUGCAAUUUCACCUCAUAGUAGUUUCAAUCUUUUUAAAAACGUGUGUGAAAGAUCAUUGAGAUACCUUCAGCCGAUUGCUAGAAAGAAGGAUUUGAUUAGUAUGUAUCAAGGCGCUCUUGUUAGCGGUAAUGUAGACAUUUCGGUCUACUUUAACAAAUUAGCGAAUAAUUUUUAAAUCGCUCGAUAAAUUUUUUAGAAAAUUUAAGAAUCUUGAGAUUAACCGUCCUUUAUAUGACCUCUUAGUUUCAAGAUUAUUGAUAUAUUGUAAGGCAGUAAAAUAAGGGCUUGAAUUCGCUAAUAUUUUGUCAGAAAUUUUGUGUUUACAAGUGAGAGCCUCUCAUUAUUCAGGGUUAUUGUCUCCAAGUUUCAUAUUUUCGUGCACAACAAUACCUAGUAUUUUUGCAUAUGUCAAAUGCAUUGUUAGUUACUGCUGUUCACGUGAAAAUGAAACUUUGAGACAAUACCGCCGAAUAAUAAGAGGCUCUCACUUGUAAACACAAAAUUUCUGACAAAAUGUUGGCGAAUUCAAGCCCUUAUUUCACUACCUUACAAUAUAUCAAUAACCUUGAAACUAAGAGGUCAUAUAAAAGGACGGUUUAUCUCAAGACUCUUAAAUUUAAAAAAAAAAAUGAUCGAGCGGUUUAAAAAUUAUUCGCUAAUUUGUUAAAAUAGAUCGAAAUGUUUACAUUACCGCUAAAAAGAGCACCUUGAUACAUACUAAUCAAAUCCUUCUUUCUAGCAAUCGGCUGAAGGUAUCUCAAUGAUCUUUCACACACGUUUUUAAAAAGACUGAAAGUACCAUGAGGUGAAAUUGCAUGUCCAAAGCGCUUCGUUUAGUACAGAUAACAGUCGAACAUCAAGAUUGUCCAUUUUUUACCGUAUUUCUAACCAUAAAAACUUGUUCCCAAAAUAUCUCGAUAACGCUCUUACAGAUUUCGCUUAAACUUCACGAACAUCGAGGCGGCUGUUGUAGGAAAAAGUUCCAGUAAACGAUUUUGGAAGAACAGUUCCCAGUGCCGAGAAAUCAUGCUGCAAGCAAAAUAGGUAAUGGCGUCAUUUCGUUGCUAUGACAACUCCGAUGUCAUUGCAACCCUGAUCAUAACAAAUUUUCAUCUUUAUCUAAUACAACUGUGGUGUCAAUUUUUCCAAAUCUUUGUUUAUGGCGACGUAGUUUACGCUCAAACUUGGGAGGUAUUGACCCUGAAAUACUGUAUCGAGCCACCUUUAAGUUAUAUUUUAUAAACGGUCGGGAGUUUUGUUUAUUAAGUUUAUAACACAAUGCGCAGCUGAGAUAUUUUGAGACUCGACCAUCUUGUCAGUUGUGCUUCAUCACCUCUUGUUCUCUUCUAUCACCUGCACAGAUUCUGGAAGAGACUCACCCCAGUGUUCACGGCUCAUCAUUCUUGGCUCACGAUCCCGACACCGUAGGAACAUUCUCAGUGCCUCCCGAUUCUGCUGGUAAGGUUUCGACUUCCUUGUUUUUGAUUGGGUUUUUUGAAGAGUUCGCAGCACCAAUACCACGUUUUACACGAGUCCAUUGCGGUCAACGUCAUUUUACCGAAAGUGAUUUCACUCAUGAUUGAAUGAACUCAUCAGGAGCGGGAGUGUUACUUGUAGGAUUCUAAUUUCUACCCUUUUCUCUCUACAGCCGGUUUGGUUUUAGCGGGAGCUCUUACUCCUGCAGUGCAUGGAUCCAGCCAGGGUCUGGCAUCCUUCAGUGGGUACCUCCCUCCUCAUGUUGGUCCACAGCAUCAUUCCUCCCCUGAUAUCCACACCCAUCAUCACAACACCCCGUCCACCAUCUUUACACCUGGAGGGUCCUGGAGAUAUCCCUACCUCAGUGGAUCUGUUCUGUCUACAGUUACACAGGGCGAGUCCCAUUUGGAAUGUUUGUCCGUUAACGAGAUAAUGGAUCUGGACUCAGAGAGCUUUUCUUAAAUAUUAUAAUUAAACAGUGGUUAGGAUUUGUUUUUACUCAGACGCCUGCUAGGUAAGGAAGUUGUUGAUAAGAGUUAUAUUCUCAUGACCAACGUUUUCAGGAAACUUGUCAGACAGUAUUCAUCUUCAUUAAGGACGCCUUUGAAUCCUCAUUGCCCUAGUGAUAACCUGGUACCAGGCUCCAUGGUUGGGUAAAGGGGCGAAUAGAACGGAGCACAAAAAAUCGACGAGGAAAGGAAGCCGAGCGGGGAGCGGGGAAGACGAAAAAAGGGCAGCUGAACGGGGCUGAAAAUUUUUAAGGGACGACAUUAAAGCAAAACGCUAGGACGGACUCUACCAUAACGACCAGAAGUAAUUUUGUGAAGAUCAUGGGCAAAUCUUUGUAGAUCUGAAGCAGUACAUGUAGUCUGGCAUAGUAUAAUAGACGAACUGCAUACCUAUUUUCCUAUCACGAGAAACUAAGUUAUGGGAACAAACUGCGAAUGCUAGGACAAUAGGCAUGCCGAGUAAUGAGGGUAUGCGAUGUCAACACGACACUAGGGGAGGUGGGAGAGGCGAAACUUCAAAGGCACUUCACUGAAAUCAGUUGAACUGGCCAGGAGGCGGGCAAAUUCAAAUCGAUGGUCACGAUGCAUCAUGCCACUAUCGCGCAAACUCGACAUGACGGAAUUUAAAGGAGUUUCUUAUUUCCUGCGUUACGGGAUAAUUAUCUAUGCAGUGACAAUAGUUAAAUUUUGACCACUCACUUAACUCGUGUAGAACAGUCGUUGUAAUAUAGGGACAAAAAAAACGCUGAAAAAGCCGAUCACAAAAGAGGAGUCACGGGCGAACGGAAAGUGCUCCAUACUCAGUCUCGGCCUUGGCGCUCGACCCUUUGUCUUCUUCCUUAGCGCUCGGCUAAAUAGGGAGCUAUUAGGGAGCUUGAGCAAUUAGGGACCUUAAGAUCCGAUGACGACGACGGCAACGGGAACGCCACAAAAGCAAUAGGUUUAAUUAGCAAAACAACAAUUUUGCACGUGCAUCACGCUUUUUUAUACAUCAUUUCUUUGCCGUCACUGCACGACUACGACGUGAAAAUGCCAAAUUUCAUGUUGUACAGAGGACGUACACAAGCGACGACGAAAUUUCCUCUCUCUUUCUGCACUUGGUUAUGGUUCUUAGGAAUUCAACUUUAGGAUGGUUCGCCUACAUUUGAAAAAGUUAGUGACUUGGAGUAAUCGCGAUGAAUAUUGAAAGAACACGAAUUCACUUUUUCAGCGACGUUUUCUCUGCCGUCGCCGUCCUCGGAUCUUAAGGUCCCUACUACGACGACGAAACGCGCGCGACGACCACGACAACGUCAAAAAACAAUUGGUUUUAUGAGCAAAACCAAGGUCCACUGCCUGACUGCGACGUGAAACCUCCCAAUGCGACGUUUUGCGGAGGACGUGGACGUACGACGAAAAAAGUCGCCUACAUUUGACGAAUUGAGCGGUUCCAAAUAGACGCGAUAAAGUUUGAAACGACGCAAAUUCAUUUUUUUAGUGAUGUUUUGACUGCCGUCAUCGUCGUUGUCGUUUAAGCUCCCUAUUAAAAAGCAAUGACGACAGCGACGUCAAGAGAACGGCAAUAAAAACAACCACUUUGCGCAUGCAUCACGCUUUUUUGUUCAUUUUACAUUUGAAGAAACAGUUAUUGCUUGACAAUCGUAUGAGUUUAUCAGCUUGUUUUCUUUCUUUUCUUCUCUUACGCCCACAGACUGCGACGGCGUUGCAAAGGAACGCUCGCCCCAGUGCUUACGAUGAACCGCUUCCUGUUUACGGUCAAGAAACCGUAAGACCAGUUCCAUUGCCUCACUAUCGUGCUGGUAAGGUUUCCUUUUUUUGUCCACCCCUGUGAAAACUACGUCAAAAUUCUACAAUUCGAUAAACGCCCUGACAGCUUUGGGCACUAAUGUGACAAUGUUUAAGGACUUCCGACGCUUGAAGUUCUUAUUAUCCCUGUCCAAAACUAGACAAAUCCCAGUUGCCGUUUUUUGCCUUCAAGGUUUUUUUUACUGCCGAAUUUUUGCGUUUUUAUGGACCCAGACGAGAGAGGAAGGAUUUAUUUCAUGAUCGAAAGAGAAUUUUUCUUGCGGGACAACCGAUGGAAAUCACGAGCGGAAAAGAUGUGGCCAUCUUGCCCGCUCGCGAAUUCAGCCAUGUUACAGAAAGCCUUAUAAAAAUAGAAAGCGGGGUAAAUUAGCACCUUUUAUCUCGUCUGUAAUCAUUACUUUUCCAAUUGCUCAUUUCUCCAUGUCUUGUUUUGUAUGUAAUAUUGCUUCUCGAAAAGAGGGUUUGUAACAUUGAGAAAGGAGGAAAUCUACUUUAUGACUGUAAAUAUCUUUAAUCAGUGGCUUUCACUGUACCAUCAUGUUAAUGUGGAAUUCUAAUUCCCACUAUUGUCCCCUUUAGCGGAGGUUCCCAUUUCUGUGGCGCAUGGAUUCAGUCACGACACGGCGCUGUUCGAUGUAACCUGCCCUCAACCUGUUUAUCCACAGCAUUACUCCUCCCCUUAUAGCAGCACCCACCAUCACAGCGGCCCAUCCGCCAUCUUUACCCCUGAAAGGUCCUUGGGUAGCGAUCCGCAUCCUCGUAGUUCUGGUAUGUCUACUGUCACACAUCCGUCCGAAAUGCAGGAAUUUUGUUCCCCUCAUGGAACGCUGGGAAGGCCAAUGCAUGGAUUACAACCACAAACUACAAUUCCAUCGGCGUCUAAUUUUAGAUGUUUGAGUGUGUCUACAAUCACUCACCCACCAAGAAUCCAAGAAACGCCAAGUCCAGCACUCCAUGGAUUGCGACACCAAAGUACAAUUCCAGACAUUCCGAAUCUUGGUGGUUAUGGUUUAUCAACCUACACCCUCCAGCCACAAACCCCAGAAUUACGCGCCUCAUAUGGAACGCCUAGUCUGUCACUGCGUGAAUUGCAACCGCACCAUACAUUUCCAGACGCUUCUUAUCUUAGUGGUUGUGGCCUGUCUACAGUCACCCACCUACCAGGUAUCUCCGGACGUUCUUCCCCGUUUGGAACAAUAAGACCGCCACAGUAUGAACUGCAACCGCAAAGUGCAAUUCCAGGCGAUCCGCAUCGUAGUGAUCCUGCUACGUCUUCAGUCACACACCCGUCAGUAAUCCCAUUUCCCUCGGAUGGAACCCUAAGACCCCCACAGCAUGGAACGCAUUCACAAAACGUAAUUCCAGGCGUUCCUUAUCGUAGUGGUCCCGUUACAUCUUCAGUCACACACUGGCCAGUAAAUCCCGGACGUGUUUCCCCGUAUGGAACGCUGAGAUCACAUCCGCCUAGUUCCCAAAGUAGAAUGUCAUUUAUGAGGGGGCACAAGCAAAAUGCGGACGAUGAAACUGAUAGGCCUUAA